GUCCGGCAUUCUAGACAGUCCUCAAUCGAAUAAAAUUCUUAAAUAGAAAAUCAGGUCAAAGCGGCUUAGCUAAUCCACGUAAUCAAUUCUCUUGAAAACUGGAUCUUCUAAACAAAAACUAAGCCAAAAAAAUAAAAAAUGCAGUGGAUUAUUAGUAGUUGAAGAAAAAAAGGCUUCUCUAUCGAUCGAAGAAUUGUGCUAAUUAGUGAUGAACAUUCUUAGAACAUUAAUACAGUAUUUUUUCGUUAAAAAUAAACGUAUUUUUGGCUUUUAAAUUUUUUUUGUAACAUUAAUAUCUAUACUCAAAUAGCAGAAUCUGAUUAGGAGUAUUAAGUGCAGCAAAAUAAUGGAUUUGGUUGACAGUUUUAAUCGGACUGGGACCGGCAAAAAUUUAGGUGUGGGAUCAUUCAAUGAACUUGAUAUAUCACAAAAUCGUAUAGAAUCAAACGGUUCAGUGAAUAAUUUCACUGCAACGAAAUCCAAAGAAUCAGUCGGAAUUUCGGAUGAUACUUCUCCAAAUAAAGAGUUAGGAAAUUCUACUAUGAAAACUACUCCAUCUGGUGAGUUUGAUUCAACUGCUGAUCUUGAAAAUAUAUACCCCUUUCUCAAUCAACCUGUUGAAACUGUUCAUACAGCUAAUCGUACAGUAUCAGCUAAUCAUACUGUGUCAUCUAAUACUUUAGAUGACGAAUCCAAUGCCAAGACUCCCGAUGCGAAUAAUAUUUAUGACAUUUAUUCACCAGAUACCGAUAUCAGUCCUUCGAGCGACGCGACAGUCGUACCACCAGACAUUGCAUGCGGGGAAAUACACGAAUGUCAAGUGUGUCACAGGUGUUUUCCUCACAAAGAGAAUCUUAUUCUUCAUUUUCAGACGCACACAAGAGAGAGGCCUUUCAGUUGCGAGGUGUGCGGGAAGUGCUACACUUCAAUGCCGUCGCUCAGGUUGCACCGGCGUAUUCAUUCCAGCAACGUGCAAUACAGGUGUGACGUGUGCGACAGAGUGUUCAUUAGAAAAGACCAUUUCAAUUUACACUACAGAGUUCAUACAGGCGAAAAGCCUUUCAAAUGCGAACUCUGCGAUAAAAGUUUUUGUCGAAAAGGCUCUCUCAAGGACCACUAUCGUUUCCACAACAAACAGAACCUCUACGAAUGCAGCGUUUGUAAAAAGGAGUUUGUGACGAUCAGCACUCUUCAAGUUCACUUUCGAGUGCACUCUAACGAGAAACCGUUCAAGUGCGAGAUUUGUGAUCGGAGAUUUGCUCAGCAGAAACAUUUAGAUACGCACGCCGUCACUCACUCUAAAGUAAAAUCUUUUGAGUGUCAGAUCUGCAAGAAGUGUUUCGCUCAUAAGGCCGCUUUGCAAGCACAUGCUCACAUCCACACCAAUCUUAGACCUUAUGCCUGCCUAGUCUGUGAUAAAAGAUUUCCCAUUAAAGCCACUCUAACGAUGCAUUACCGCAUCCACACGAAUGAGAAACCAUUCUCGUGCGACAUAUGCUUCAAGAGUUUUUCGAGGAAAAGCCACUUGCAAGAGCACACGCGCAAUCACACUAAGGUAUCGCGUCACGUGUGUGAAAUCUGUCAGAAAGACUUCUCGACAUUGCGAUAUCUGAAGUUGCAUCAACGCUUGCAUAACGAUGAAAAAAACUCUAAAUGCGACAUAUGUCACAAAAUUUUUCCGCAGAAGAGUCAUCUUGAGUAUCAUUAUCGCACCCACACGAAAGAAAAGCCGUUUGCCUGCAAUGUGUGCGGAAGAAGUUUCAGUGCUAAGCACGUCAUGAAACGCCAUGUAUUGCGUCACACGAGUGAGAAACCUAAGGUCCCUGUAUCAUAUAAUGCUAACAAUAAGCCUCAGCCCUUUUCGUGCAAUUUUUGUGACAGAUAUUUUACGGCUAAACACGCCAUGAGACGGCAUGUUUUAUUAGUCCACAUGAAAAAUGAACCUUUUAAAUGUCUCGAAUGCUUUAUUACAUUUAAAACUGAAGAGGAGUUUAAAACACAUGAAAUUUCGCACUCUGCUAAUAACACAACCGAACUCGAGCAAAAAAUUGAUGAUAGUUUAAUAUACUCCACUGAGAAUGUAUAGCUUAUAAAGUGAAUGUUCUCUUAUAGUAUAAAACUAUGUUUAGCUUUAAAAAAAAGCAGUAGCACAAGCAAUUUAAUAUUUUCUAGAAAUCAAAAAAAUCUUUAUCUGAAAUGUUUUUUUUAUUGUUUUAGUUUUAGACUAUUCCCAUAAUUGCCUACAGUAAUUAGAAAAUUAUCAAUGUUGAAAAACUUAUUGGAACUAUUAACUAAGUUUUUUUCAGGCUAUUAUUUCGUGCUCAACUUAUUUAUGUUAACAAGUUGGAAUUUAAACGGAAUUAGUUUCUAUUUAAGUAGAUUUCUGACUUGAUAUGGUUAAAAAUUGACAUAUUAAUGAGAAAUGCUUGCCUCUCUGAAAAUGUAUAGUUUUGUGAAACUUAGUUUGUCGCUUAUUAUACAUAUGAAAAAUGAAAAAAGUUUCAGUUCAAGUAAAACUUUCUUUUUAAUGUUUGCUUUGCAAAAGCUUCUGUAACAUUAUCUUAAAAAUUCUUUAAGUAUUCACUGUGUAACAGCUUUUGUCUAUUUAAUAGAUUCGAUCAAAUUUGGAAACAUGUCUCUCACUUUAAAAUCUUUGUGUGAGCUUUUAAUAAAUAUUUUAAUGGCAAUAGCUAUGCUGUAAACAAGUGCGUCUUCGGACAUUUUUUCAGUAUGUGUGCAGAUGUGGGGUCUUUGAGUCUGAACGUGGGGUCUUUUUCCAAACUGAAUAUUCUAUUUUGUUUAAAAUAUAUAUGUUAUAGCCUGCUACAUUCUGAGUAAUUUAACAUUAAGUGUUAGACGAUACUGAAACUUUCAAAGCGACAGCACAAGUUCUUAAACGCAUUUACUAAAAAUAGAUAAUGGCACAACUCUUUUCGAGACAUCGUUCAGAGUCUGUCUUAGUUUAUGUAUAAUUUAUUUAUUAUGUAUAUAUUUUAUGUAUCAUUUUUUUACAAACAUGACAAAAAUGAAGUUUAAGUUCAUGUUUUGUCAUAACUAAGUAAUGUUUUUUAAUAUCUUGAUUGGCCCUCUUAUCAUUGUUAGAUCCUUCAUUGUUACAGCCGUAUCAAAACAAGAACUUGAAUUUAUAUGAAAGUAAAUGUUGUAAAUGACACUCAUAGAUUUAAAUAUAUAAAAUAAUAAUGUUCCACAACUCACAUUCACUACUCAAUCCUAAUUUUUUGACUAUGGAAUCCUGAGAUUAUAAUAAAGUUCAUUAGCAAUUCUGAUCAUAUUAAAUAAGAAACAAUAUUUAUUAUUUUGGAAAUAUUUAAUGCGCAAAAAGAAUUUAAUCAAUAAUAGCUUUAAAAUUAGAUUUUAUGUGAGAUAGUGAAUUUGUUUUUUGGUGAAUGCAUAAGCUGAAAAUGAAUAAAGCAGAAAUAAUGUUUUUGUUAAAAUGAAAAAGAACUGUUAUAAAUGUGGUUAUCAGGGGUAACAUAUUUCUUUAUGGCUGAAUUUAAUUAUUUUAUUUGAAAUCGUGAAGUUUUAAGAAAAAAAAUACUCAUGCAAAUUUUGCUAGAUGAAUGUUCAUCUUUAACAGAAUAUAUUCAAAUAUACUGUAAUUUCUAAUUGUAAUAUGUAAUAUGACAAAAUUUUUGUGCAUACAUUUAUUGCUAAAUUAUCUGUAGAUCUAAAAAAAUAAAUCCUUAGUAUGGUAUGUAGAUAUUUUUUCAGAGGGUGCAGUAUAUCACAAUAUUUUAUUCUUUUAAAAUUUGAUAUUAUUCUCAAAAAAGUAAUUUUUUUCCCCUUCUUUCUUAUUCAUUCAAAAUAA
This is a messenger RNA of Parasteatoda tepidariorum (common house spider), 3829 nucleotides long. Its product is annotated as zinc finger protein 83-like. The record is from RefSeq and is a predicted model, not a curated record. NCBI's taxonomy places the organism in Eukaryota, Metazoa, Arthropoda, Arachnida, Araneae, Theridiidae.